AUGGCUUCCUCACGUCCAAAGGGAGUAUUGCGCCAGGGCAAUUUCUCCAACCCCAAUCCUCCCACGCGUCACGGCUACACGUCCCUGCAGAAUCCAUCGGCCGAACAAUCAACAUCAGAGAGCAGCUGGGACCGACACGAUGGCCUCGACACUCCAUCUAGUGGAGAUGAAUCCUCCGACCAGAUCAAGAUGAUCCCUCUACCAGUGAAACAAAGCAGACUACAAGAUCCACAACCCUCGAGCGCUAAAGCAAACGAUCAAAACCCCACCCCAAUCGAUGUACCCGACGACGAGCGUGAUGUAUCGAAGCGCAUCAAAGAUCUCCUUGGAGCGGAUCGUGACUUGUUAGCCGAUUCUUUUGCUACGGAUUUAGAGGAUGGAAACCCAAGCAGAAACUCGUUGGCCCUCAGCGACCGGUACAGCGAAGACUAUGGUCUGCCAUCGGAUAAGGGCUUGCUAUUGAACCACGGAAAGAACGAAGGACACAAGGAGCGCUUCAACUGGAGAUCACUGUUUCGGCUGCAUUCGUGGUGGAGCGUUCUUGGCUUUUUCACAAUUGCGCUGGUGGUCGUGUGGCUUUCGAUCAGGGGUCUGCCCUGGUCAUCUACUACGGAAACCGUAGAUGAAUUCCGAGCGGUGCCUUGGUACCCUACUCCUCCUGGCGGAACGAACAAACAAUGGAAGGAAAGCUAUAUCAAGGCCCAAAAGAUAGUCGGGAAAAUGUCACUUCUUGAAAAAGUAAACGUGACAACUGGAACGGGAUGGCAGAUGGGACUUUGUGUUGGUAAUACCGGCCCUGCCGAACUCGUUAAAUUCCCUUCCCUCUGUCUCCAAGACGGCCCUCUCGGACUCAGAUUCGCACAAAACAUCACCGCGUUCCCUGCAGGGAUAACCACCGGCGCAACAUGGAACCGCGAGCUUAUGCGAAUGCGGGGGUUGGCCCUCGGACAGGAAGCACGACUGAAAGGCGUCAACGUCCUUCUCGGCCCUUCUAUGGGGCCAAUUGGCAUGAUGCCUGCUGGGGGUCGUAAUUGGGAAGCAUUUGGUUCGGAUCCAGUUUUGCAAGGCGUGGCGGCAGCGGAGACCAUUCGCGGUAUCCAAGAGAACGGGGUCAUGGCCACCGCCAAACACUUCAUUGGAAAUGAACAAGAGCAUUUCCGUCAGUCAUUUGAAUGGGGUACUCCGACUGCUCUCUCGUCAAAUAUUGAUGAUCGUGCUUUGCACGAGGUCUUUGCCUGGCCCUUCGCCGAGAGUAUACGUGCCGAUGUAGCCAGCAUCAUGUGCUCCUACCAGAUGAUCAAUAACAGCUAUGCCUGUGAGAACAGCAAACUAAUGAAUGGUAUCCUGAAAGAUGAGCUCGGAUUUCAAGGAUUCGUCCAAUCGGAUUGGCUGGCUCAGCGUUCGGGUGUUCAUAGCGCUAUUGGAGGCCUGGAUAUGAGCAUGCCCGGCGAUGGCCUCCAUUGGACUGACGGUAUCCCCCUCUGGGGAAGUGAAUUGACUCGUGCAGCACUGAACACAUCCGUUCCCAUGGAACGCUUGAAUGAUAUGGUCACUCGCAUCGUGGCCGCCUGGUACUAUCUCCGCCAGGACUCGUGGGAGCUACCCGCACCGGACGGAGAGGGUGGGCCGAACUUCUCAUCCUGGACGAAGGAACGCAUUGGAAAGUUGCACGAAGGCUCGCCAGAUAAUGACGCCAUUGGUGUGGUCAACAAGUUUGUCGACGCACAGGGAAACGGCAGCCACGCUCAUUCUAUUGUUGCUCGUCAGGUCGCUGCAGAAGGCACUGUGCUUUUGAAGAACGUCAACAAUACCCUCCCAUUGUCGCGCGAAGGUUCCAUCCCUAGUAGAAAAUACCGGGUUGGUGUAUAUGGGGAAGACGCAGGUCCUGGCAAAGGACCGAAUGUCUGUGCCGACCGAGGAUGCAAUCAAGGAACGUUGGCAUCAGGCUGGGGCAGUGGCGCUGUGGAUUUCCCAUAUCUGGUGAGUCCAUGGGAGGCACUGCAGCAUGCUUGGCCAAAGGAUUCGGUUGACGUUCAGCCUUACUUGACAAACAAUGUUGGGCCCGAUGAUCUCAAAGACCAAGAUCUGUGUUUGGUCUUUGUGAACGCAGAUGGUGGCGAAGGAUUCAUCCGCAGUGAUGGCAUUGAUGCCGAUCGAAAUGACCUGUUUCUACAAAAGAAUGGCACUCGGUUGGUAAAGGGUGUGGCAAAUCAUUGUGGUGGUGGCCAAGGGAAAACAGUGGUGAUCGUACACUCCAUUGGCCCCGUUGUGAUGGAGUCUUGGAUUGACCUUCCUGGUGUCCAUGCUGUACUGUAUGCCAAUCUUCCCGGCCAAGAAAGUGGCAAUGCUCUGGUGGAGGUCCUUUUUGGAGAUGUCGAUGCCAGCGGACGAUUGCCAUACACCAUCGGGCGAAGCCUGGAAGAUUACGGCCCAGGAGCGCAAGUGCUUUAUGAGCAUCCGGACCCGUCCGUUCCACAGGUCAAGCUCGAUCAGGGCCUGUAUAUCGAUUACCGUUAUUUCGACAAAUUCAACAUCACUCCCCGGUUCGAGUUUGGUUUCGGUCUGUCAUACACAACGUUCGAAUACUCCGCUCUCAGUAUCGAAAAACUGCAGCAAAAAUCUCGACUGCCUGCCAAACGCCCCGCUAAUGAGGUUGAACCUCCGACCUACGACCAUCACCCAGACCAUGCUUCCAGUGUCCUAUUCCCUCCAGGAUUCCGUGCUCUUCGCAAAUACAUAUAUCCCUACCUCACCUCCACCGAUGGCACUGAACCUGGUCCAUAUCAAUACCCCGAAGGAUACAACCAACCCCAAACUCCAUCUGCUGCAGGCGGCGGACCAGGUGGGAACCCAUCACUUUACGAACCCAUGCUUGAGCUCUCCAUAGAAGUCACAAACACCGGUAAGCGCGCAGGGCAAGAAGUGGUUCAGGUUUAUGUUUCCUUCCCAGAAAAUGUCGCCGAACAUCGUGGACUGGGCUGGGCCCGUGAGUCAAUCGAGUUCCCUGAUCGUGUGCUGCGAAACUUUUCCAAAAUCCUCCUGCAACCAGGCGAGAUUCAAAUUGUCAAAAUGAACUUGACUCGAAAGGACCUGAGUUAUUGGAGCGUUCGGGCGCAGAAUUGGGUUCUCCCUACAGAAGGCACAUUCCAUAUUUGGGCUGGACAUAGUUCUAGGGAUCUGCCACUGGUGGUUGAGUUUUGA
Molecule: messenger RNA, 3201 nt
Organism: Penicillium paradoxum
Lineage: Eukaryota; Fungi; Ascomycota; Eurotiomycetes; Eurotiales; Aspergillaceae
Product: beta-glucosidase
Exons: 3
Coding region: 1-3201 (1066 amino acids)
Biological process (GO): glucan catabolic process
Molecular function (GO): beta-glucosidase activity
Source: RefSeq, a predicted model, not a curated record